UGCAUCAUUACGACCAGUCCUCAAGCCCUCUGUUUAUUUACAGGCCUAAUCUCACGUUCACUCGGGCUUGUUAUGAUCUCUGUAAACGGUGUCAUCAUCCAGGUAUUCUUAAGAAAGUGCUGAAAACCAGUGUAUUUAUCUAUAUAGUCUUAGUCCGGUGUAAGAUAUGAAGAAAUACGGAGCUCUAUGGAGAGCAGAUGUUGUGCUUUGAACGACACCGAAGCGCUUCCGACGCCAGACAACACUGACAGCGUCUGCUUUGAAAGGUCCAAGACACUGUUUGAGGAGAUUCGAGCUUCCAUCAACAACAAUGAGGAGGAGGACCGCUCCUUCUGGAGGCCCGUGCUGCCGUGGGGGGGCGUCUUCAGCAUCAAAGCAGGACGCAAAGCUAUCUCCUGCACGCCGUUAUACGUCAAGAUCCACCUAAAAAACACCUGCACCAUCGACGGCUUCCUCAUGAUCCUGUACGUGAUCCUGCGGGACAAUCAGGGCUUCUCCAGGGAGCUGGCCGUCUUCCUGGGCAAGCAGUUUGUGGAGUACUUCCUGCACCUGAUGGAUUCCUGUGACUACACCACAGUGAAGGUGCUGUGGAUCUGGAACAGGAUGUCCAGAAGGCAGUACCGCUCGGAGGUCCACCAGGCAGCGCUGGAGAUCGACCUCUUUGGCAACGAGCACGAGAACUUCACGGAGAACCUGGAGAACCUCAUGUCCACCGUGCAGGAGAGCCUGUGCACCAGCUGGAGCUGCCCGGCCCGCUUGCAGGACUUCAUCAAGACUACCAUCAACAUCAGCCCUCCUCAUGAGCUGCCUCACAGAGACCCUAUUCAGUCAGCUGUGGACGAGUUUUUCUGUCCCAAGCUCCUCCUAUGCUCAGAACUGGGGUGCGACGGUCUGAGGGAGUUCUCCCAGAGGGUUUUCUGUCACGGACCACCGCCCUUCGUCAUUCUCAACAUGCAGCAGUGGAAGUCAGACGACCUGUCUUACGUUCCCUACCACCUGGCUUUCUCCCAACACAGGUACUUGCUGGAGGGCGCCACUCUCUUCAACAAGGAGGAGCACCACUACUCUGCAGCCUUCCACAUAGACGGAUGCUGGAUGCACUAUGAUGGUCUGAGGAGCGACAAUCUGAUUCUGUUACACAAGCCGCCAGAGUUCCUGCUGCUGUCCUCUCUGGUCUACGUCCGUGCCUCCAACAAGUGAACCUGUCUUAGAAACUGCAAAAAGCACACGAUUAUAAACAGUCAUUCCACUUUCUGUUCUGUGUCCUUAUGUCCCAUAGAUGCCAUUACUUUAGUGCACACAUGAUUAUUGCAUUAUUACACUUUUUAAUUGUAUCCUAUCAGCAUUUUCUUGCUUGGGCGUGCUUGGAAUCCAAGAAUAUUCUGGACUAUAAUAGUUCUGGGUUGAUGCAUAAAUGAGGGUAUCAUUAAAGAAUGCACACAGGCCACUGCCAUCAACAUCACUGUAAGUGCAUUCACUAUUCCAGUUUUUUUAUGUCGAGUGUGGUCUGAAGAUUUGAAUCAUACAAACGACUUGAAGGUUCAUAAAACAUUUUUUAACCUGUUACAUUUAGUAAUGAAGUUCCAUAAUUCUCUCUAUUAAAUGUUGGAGGCACUGGUGUCUCAUUUGACACAAGCUUGUAAGAAAUAUUAUGUUCAUUUAAACUUGCAGCGUAUCUACACAUGCUCACUACACACUUUAGUUGCCAUGUAUUUCACGUGUCAUUUUGUAAUACUGUACCUGCAGCCUCAGAUAAUUCGUGGUAUCACAGUGUGCCUCUGCCAAGGAGUAAAUGCUUGAUUCAUUUUGAAUGGCUGUUUUACUAUGCAGACACUGUCUUUGAAGUAAUAAAAGAAUUUGAAGUA
This is a messenger RNA of Betta splendens (Siamese fighting fish), 1865 nucleotides long. RefSeq names its product chromosome 22 C14orf28 homolog (gene dorip1). The record is from RefSeq and is a predicted model, not a curated record. NCBI's taxonomy places the organism in Eukaryota, Metazoa, Chordata, Actinopteri, Anabantiformes, Osphronemidae. The transcript is spliced from 5 exons. The coding region runs from base 187 to 1200 and encodes 337 amino acids.